Molecule: messenger RNA, 6724 nt
Organism: Biomphalaria glabrata
Lineage: Eukaryota; Metazoa; Mollusca; Gastropoda; Planorbidae
Product: polycystic kidney disease protein 1-like 2
Exons: 30
Coding region: 238-5292 (1684 amino acids)
Biological process (GO): detection of mechanical stimulus
Cellular component (GO): membrane
Molecular function (GO): calcium channel activity; protein binding; calcium ion binding
Source: RefSeq, a predicted model, not a curated record
UGUGUUUGAACAAAAGUUUUCAAACAUCAUUAAAGAUCAAUGAAUUAUACACAACUAGCAGUUCAAUAAGAUAGUGUAUAACAUUCCAUUGAAAAUCCCUUAAAACAAUGCCAGUAAAUUCCAGUUAAAACCAAUUUUCUUCAGUCAACAGAGGCAGUGGUGAACACUUUGGGCUCCGUGGCUAAGAGAAUAGACAGCCCAAACCAAGCAGCUAAAUGUGCCUCAGCCAUCAAAACAAUGACCAGUAAUCAAGACAUUGUCAAUGAAGGUUCACGGUCUUCUGCAGCCGGGGCCUUCAUGGUUCUAGCCAACGGUACAUCCAAUAUGCCCGAAGCAACUGUAGAAGAUGCGUCCAGUUUCGCUGGAGAAUGUCUCGGUGGAUUAGGAAAUAUUUUUCCAAAGAGUCCAACUACAAAACCAGGUCAAACAGUUCUCACGGCGGAUGAAACCACAACAGCACUUCUAAUUACUUUGACCACAACUCGCCCAGGUACAACCCUCGCAUUCAGCGGCAACCUCACCACACCUUUCUCCCUCGUUGACUCCAGAAACAACGCCUCAUCCUACAGCACGAAAUCUGUCACCUCGCCGACAGCGGGGCUCUACCAGGACACCAAAGCUACGCCCAUGCCUACAACAACGAUGACGACUGUCAUGAACACGCCACUCACCACCGUCAUCCAUACCACCGUGGGGACGACGUUGUCGCCGACUGUGGGGGCGUCCUUUGCUGAUAAUGGGGACAACUUUACAAUCAGCGGUGUUACUGUCGGGACGCUUCAAUUAAAUGCAUCGAAAGACUAUACGACUCCCCAACCAUUCACCACAUCAACCAUUGGGACAACCACACCUUCAACACCUGAAUCUCCGGUAACAUUGCCUAUCGAUAACAGGAUGUUCGAGCCUCGCAGUGACCCACGAAGCCCGUCCCAGAUAGCACAAGAACUUCUCCGGAACCUGCCAGACAAAGACACGUACAGGGAACUGUUCUUUUACAUCUUCAGUGACUGUCUGCUGUUCCGUCAAGUCAUGAAGUCACCUGAAAUACAAUACAACAUACCUUGCCUUUCCACAGACGCUAUCAAUAUGAUGAAGUGUGAUGGGGAGUUCACUCUCCAGGACCGUGUCUUUGACAUCAUGACCUACUAUGAACAUCCUGAUGACAUUUACGAGGUUUACCUGCAACCACUGGACAUAGCAAGGGAGGCAAGAGACAAGGCCAGGAAAGAAACGGAUAAAACAGUGGCUAAUGCCGGACUGACAGCGCUGUCUACAGUGGCGGACUCGAUUGGAAAUAAAACACAUCCAGAGGACACAACCGAACGCUCAUUCGCCACGCCAAGACUUGGGAUGAAGUUAGCCAAGGUCUCCGUUGAUAACUCCACAAAUAUAACUGAUUCAUCCAAUAACACACAAACUAUGUCUCUGCCCACUGGAGGCUUCGAUGUCCCCAAAAGCAUAUUUCAAGGUUCUGCCUCUGGAUGUGCCAAUGUUAACACAAUGUUUCUAGCAGAUUCCGAUAACCCCUUCACAUUUGCAGAUACUGAUAAUAAUGUAGGUAGAGGAGUUCUCUCCCUUGCCUAUACUUGUAACGGAGAGCGAAUCAAUGUGUCCGGAACCCAAGAACCUAUUGUCUUAUGGAUGGAACGGGACGCCAACAUGUAUCAAGAAAGUCUGUUCGUGCUCAUCACCAACACCAAGACUGAUGUGUGGUCAAACUUCAACUACCAUCCCGUCAACUUGACCGAGACAAACUCCUCUUUACAGGUUAUACUUGAGCCCCAAGAUGCUGAUUCUGAAUAUUACGUCUACCUAAAGUUCGGGGAGAGACCUAACGUCACCUACUAUGACUAUAUUGGCUUUAGUCCCAACGAUGAGGUCACGAAAUUGUCUGGAUAUCAGUCGCUGAAUGACUCACAGAAACAACAAUUAAGAUACACAGUCACAUUUCCGCUAGAUCUAACAUCAAGCAAUGGAACUUACUGGAUCGCAGUCAAAUACAAACGAGGCAACAUACAACUUGCUGACACAACUGCCAACUCCAGCUACACUUUACUGAACCUCGUUUCGGGCUGCCGGUUCUGGGAUGAUGAGAACAACACAUGGUCGUCAGAAGGAUGUCAGGUUGGACCCCUGACCACCAAGUACAGGACGCAAUGUCUGUGUAAUCACCUGACUUCGUUCGGUACAGACGCCGUGGUUGCCCCUAACACCAUCGACUUCACUAACGUGUGGGCCAAGUUCGACAAACUGAGUGAGAAUGCUGCAGUGUUCGCUACAGUUAUCUCCCUUGUCUGCUUAUACUUGAUUCUGUUGAUUAUCUUACGAUAUUUCGACAAACUGGAUCUCAUCAAGUGGGGCGCCAUCCCCCUAGAAGAUAACCUGCCUACAGACAGCUACUUCUACCAGGUGACUGUUCAGACGGGAGUGAAGAGAAACGCAGGCACUGACUCGCAAGUCCGUUUCAUUGUAUCCGGAGAGGAAGGCGAUUCUGGAGUUCGCCGUCUGACCGUCGCUGAAGGCAAGAGAAAGCACCUGGCCACUGGGUCCAUCUAUAAUUAUGUCAUGAGCGUUGACUCUUGCCUGGGCCCCCUCAACUUUCUCAGGAUCUGGCACGACAACAGUGGCAAAGGGAAAAAUCAAUCCUGGUACCUUGACCAGGUACAGAUCAAUGAUCUCCAGACAGGAGAAAGGUUCAUCUUUCUAUGCGACCGAUGGUUGGCAGUGGAGGAGGAUGACGGCCUGGUGGACAGGAUACUUCCGGUGGCCGGGUUGGAUGACCUCAUCGCCUUCAAGCAGCUCUUCUCUUCGUCUGCAAGGAAAAAACUGGCCAAUGACCACCUGUGGGUGUCCGUCUUCUCUCGACCAACACGGAGUAACUUUACACGUGUCCAGAGAUUAUCAUGCUGCAUGUCGCUCCUCUUCUUGACCAUGAUCACCAACGCCAUGUGGUUUAAAGGGGCGGAAACCCAAACUAACGUGGAGGCCAUUAAAAUUGGUCCUUUGACUUUUACUUUAGCACAGGUUUUCAUCAGUUUUGCCAGCACCAUCAUCGUGUUCCCCCCGAGUUUCUUAAUGAUGACACUUUUCCGCAAAUGUGAGCCAAAGAAAAACAUGGUGGCGCAAGCCAACCAGGCACAGGUGAAGGACAACCGGAAGUUCCGUUGGAGGAAUAUCUCGGCCUCGACGUCACAGCUCUGGGGAAGUAAACCAAAAGAAAGCAGAAUAGUCCAGUUCAAAGAGAAGAUAACUCAAUUCAUCAACUCGUUCAAAAAAAGAAAGUACCAGGAUGUGGAACCGGCCAGCAGUGACCGAAGCGAUGGCCAGUUUCUGACACCAAAGAAAAAGAAACCUUUCACUUUCCCUCACUGGUGUAUCUACAUUGCCUGGACACUAUGUUUCCUCAGCAUUUUGGUGUCUGGAUUUUUCACCAUCCUUUACAGUAUGGAGUGGGGUACAGAAAAGGCUAACCAAUGGCUGACUACAUUUUUAUUGUCAUUUUUUGAGUCAGUUAUCAUUGUACAACCUAUAAAGGUCCUGCUUCUGGUAGCAUUCAUUGCAUGCAUCUUGAAGAAACCUGAGCUUGAAGAUGAAGAUUUAGAUGAAGACAUCAACAGAGUGUUGGUAGGCAAAGAGACAGCUGACUCCAAAGAUGAAGCAAGUUUAUCGCAAAUCAUGUUGCAAAGAAGAACAGACAACUCCGAGCUGCAGCCUCCAGACCCGGAACUUCUGGCCAAACUGCGCGAGACCCGUAUGAUGGAAAUAAAAAUGGAGACAGUCCUGAAGGAGAUCAUAGUCUACAUGAUCUUUCUGGUCAUCAUUUUCUUCUUGUCCUACCAGCAGCGGGACCCGCAGUCCUACGCAUAUAACACCAAUGUCAGGGGGGUACUUCUGGAUAAAUUUGAUAAGAUUGUGACAAUACAGGAUUACUGGACCUGGUUACAAGAGAAUUUCCUGCCGGCAUUCUAUGCUCAACAAUACGCAGACGGAAAUGACGUCAGAUACUGGCGGGAUGUGGCCUGCAUCGCUGACAUGGAGAGCAGAAGAGUGGGAGUAGCAAGGAUAAGACAACUCAGAAUUAAAAAUGACACAUGCAGCAUACAGAGCGAGCUCAAGUCAGUCAUCAACCACUGUCGCGAUAGCUAUGGUUGGACAGCAGAUGACACAAAGCCUUAUCUCCCUUUUUGGGAAACACCAGCAGAUGACAUGAAGAAAGAGCUGGAGAUGUCCAAAUCUCCAUUUGUUUAUCAAGACUCCAUAGAUCUGAAAACCGCACCAUUUGUUGGAAACAUCGCCACAUACAAAGGUGGGGGCUACGUCAUUCUCACCAGACGAACUUAUGGUCGAACAGCAGCCAUAGUGGACAAAGCCAAGUCGGAGAACUGGGUGGAUCUCAACACCAAGGCUAUCUUUCUAGAGUACACCAUCUACAACCCGAAUGUCAACUUGUUUACAUCUGUGACUGCAUUGGUUGAGUUCUUACCGACCGGUUCAGCUGUCACAAUGGCAGAUGUCAAAGUCUUUCGACUGAUGAGCUACAUCGGCGGAUUCGGAGUUAUCGUUCUUGUGUUUGAGAUCUUCUUCGGAAUAGUUUCAAUUAUAUUUUUUGUCCAGUGCAUCAAGAAAGUAAGGGUCCAGAGGAUAGCAUACUUUGCCGACUUCUGGAACAUUCUUGAGUUUGUUCUUCUUUGUCUAGCGGUGACAUGCAUCGUACUGUACGGCUUUAAACAUGUCCUGACCGAUGUAGCCAUUAGCGCACUACAGAACAGGAAGUCAGACGGCUUUGUGAACUUCAAUACCAUCGCACUGUAUGAUGAGCUGUAUGGAUUUGUGAUGUCAGCUGUGGUCUUCCUGGCAACAAUACAGUUCCUAAAGCUACUGCAGUUCAAUAAAAAGAUGGGCAUGCUUGGUGCUACGGUGAAACUGGCCUCCAAAGAUCUCUACUUGUUCUCCAUCACGUUUUUCUUGUACUUUUUUGCCUUCACGGCUACUGGCUUCCUUCUGUUCUGCAGCCAGCUGACCAGCUACCAGAACGUUGUUAGCACAGCCGAGGCCAUGUUCGCCUUCGCACUGGGCAGUUUUGACUUCAACGAGUUGUCUGCCGCUCAACCUUUCUGGGGACCUCUGUUUGUAUUUGCCUACAUUGGAGUUGUCUACAUUGGCUUGAUGAGCAUCUUUCUGACUAUCAUUGGGGAGUCCUUCUCACAAGUCAAAGAAAAUGUUGCACUGCAGAGCAAUGACUACGAGCUGGUGGAGUUUAUAUGGACUAAGAUCAAAGUACUGUUUAAAUAGUCAUAGCAGAGCAAAGUACUGUUUAUAUAGUCAUAGCAGAGCAAAGUACUGUUUAUAUAGUCAUAGAAGAGCAAAGUACUGUUUAUGUAGUCAUAGCAGAGCAAAGUACUGUUUAAAUAGUCAUAGCAGAGCAAAGUAUUGUUUAUAUAGUCAUAGCAGAGCGAAGUACUGUUUAUAUAGUCAUAGCAGAGCAAAGUACUGUUUAAAUAGUCAUAGCAGAGCAAAGUACUGUUUAAUAAGUCAAAGAAGAGCAAAGUACUGUAUAAAUAGUCAUAGCAGAGCAAAGUACUGUUUAUAUAGUCAUAGCAGAGGGAAGUACUGUUUAAAUAGUCAUAGCAGAGCAAAGUACUGUUUAAAUAGUCAUGGAAGAGCAAAGUACUGUAUAAAUAGUCAUAGAAGAGCAAAGUACUGUUUAAAUAGUCAUAGCAGAGCAAAGUACUGUUUAAAUAGUCAUAGCAGAGCAAAGUACUGUUUAAAUAGUCAUAGCAGAGCAAAGUACUGUUUAAAUAGUCAUAGCAGAGCAAAGUACUGUUUAAAUAGUCAUAGCAGAGCAAAGUACUGUUUAAAUAGUCAUAGCAGAGCAAAGUACUGUUUAAAUAGUCAUAGCAGAGCAAAGUACUGUUUAAAUAGUCAUAGCAGAGCGAAGUACUGUUUAAAUAGUUAUAGCAGAGCAAAGUACUGUUUAAAUAGUCAUAGCAGAGCGAAGUACUGUUUAAAUAGUUAUAGCAGAGCAAAGUACUGUUUAAAUAGUCAUAGCAGAGCAAAGUACUGUUUAUAUAGUCAUAGCAGAGCAAAGUACUGUUUAUAUAGUACUAAAUGUACAAAACUUAAUCACUGAUUAUUAAAAUAGUACAGUUUGCAGUUGUGAUAAUGAUAUAAAAUUUUUAACACCAAGUGAUUUCACGUGAAAAUAAUUUACUAAAUUGGACAGUCGGAACUAUUAUACAGUCUGACUUUUUCUUCUUCAAUAAUUUACUACAUUGUACAGUCGGAACUAUUAUACAGUCUGAGAUUUUCUUCUUCAAUAAUUUACUACAUUGUACAGUCGGAACUAUUAUACAGUCUGAGAUUUUCUUCUUCAAUAAUUUACUACAUUGUACAGUCGGAACUAUUAUACAGUCUGAGAUUUUCUUCUUCAAUAAUUUACUACAUUGUACAGUCGGAACUAUUAUACAGUCUGAGAUUUUCUUCUUCAAUAAUUUACUACAUUGUACAGUCGGAACUAUUAUACAGUCUGAGAUUUUCUUCUUCAAUAAUUUACUACAUUGUACAGUCGGAACUAUUAUACAGUCUGAGAUUUUCUUCUUCAAUAAUUUACUACAUUGUACAGUCGGAACUAUUAUACAGUCUGAGAUUUUCUUCUUCAAUAAUUUACUACAUUGUACAGUCGGAACUAUUAGACAGUCUGAGAUUUUCUUCUUCAAUAAUUUAC